UCUCAUGGAAUUCUCUAAUUGGUGGUUAUGCUUAUCAUGAGAAAAGUUUUGAUGCUUUAAAUUCUUACCAAAGGAUGCUGUGGGAUGGAUUUUGUCCUGACAUUAGUUCGAUUGUUAGCUUGCUUUCUUCAUGUGUACAGCCGGAGGCAGUUUUUCAAGCGUAAGCGACAGAAGCUGUGUUACAUGGACUGCAAUAAUCAGUGGUUAUGCUGAGAAAGGAAAUAUGGAGGAAGCGUUGAAACUGUUUAAUGCUAUGGGAGCAGCCGGUGAGAAACCUGAUUUGAUUACUGUACUGUCUGUGAUUUCAGGUUGUGGCCAAACCGGAGUUCUUGAAAUUGGAAAGUGGAUUGAUGCCUAUGCAGAUUCUAAUUGUUUAAAGCAUAACGCUAUUAUUUGCAAUGCGUUGAUAGACAUGUAUGCAAAAUGUGGAAACAUAGAUGAUGCGUGGUAUAUCUUCACUACUAUGCCUGAUAGAACCGUUGUCACUUGGACAACCAUGAUUGCUGGAUGUGCUCUUGGUGGACUAUUUGAAGUGUCUUUAGAUCUUUUUAACCAAAUGGUGUACUCCGGACUGAAGCCAAAUCACAUUACGUUCCUUUCCGUACUUCAAGCUUGUACUCAUGGCGGUUUUCUUGAGAAAGGAUGGGAGUGCUUCAAUAUGAUGACUGAAAUCUACAAAAUAAACCCAGGAUUAGAUCAUUAUUCCUGCAUGGUAGAUCUCCUCGGACGUAAAGGAAAGAUUAAAGAGGCGUUUGAGUUUGUUCAAGCAAUGCCUAUCAAACCCGAUGCUGCCAUUUGGAGCUCAUUGCUCAGUUCCUGCAAGAUAUACCAAAAUGUUCAGAUUGGUGAAUAUGCAGCUCAUCGAGUUAUAGAAAUGGAGCCACAUGUGUCGUAUCCAUAUGUGGCUUUGGCAAACAUAUAUGCAUCCGCCGGAAGAUGGAAUGGAGUUGCAAGGAUAAGAACAAUGAUGAAAAAUAAAAGGGUGAUAAAGUCUCCAGGACAAAGCUUACUAGAAAUAAAUGGGAAAACUCAUGCAUUUACUGUUGAAGACAGAGGUCAUUAUAAUGGGGAGCUUAUAUAUGAUAUUUUGGACUGUCUGGUUUUGCAAUCAAAGGAUGACGAGACAUCACAGCAGUUAGAUUCUACUCUGGAGCAUGUGUUAGAAAGCAUCAGUUAGCUCUUCCAAGGUGAGUGUUACAAAAAGAAAAAUUUCUCUUCACAAUAUAAUGGAGUUAGAGGUUAGUUAUUUGGUAUGUGAGUGUUUAUCUCAUACAACCGUUGCGUCAUGUCAUUUUUACAACAAGUCAAUGAGCAUUUGCGAUAGGAUAUUUUUUUAAUUAUUACUUUUUUUUUAUCAUUCAAUUUUCCAUAUGGCUAACACACUAUUAGUGUUUGCACGAGUGACAUGGUGCAACGGUUGUGUUGUAUAAUUUUCUAUAAUUCAACGGGAUCACAGAGUCAGUGGUACUAAACUUUUAACUUCUAGUUUAGUUUGAUACUAAAACUUCAAUUUAUAUUAAAGUGGUAUCAUAAUUUCAAGUUUUA
This is a messenger RNA of Mercurialis annua (annual mercury), 1545 nucleotides long. Its product is annotated as pentatricopeptide repeat-containing protein At4g19191, mitochondrial-like. The coding region runs from base 131 to 1177 and encodes 348 amino acids. The record is from RefSeq and is a predicted model, not a curated record. Gene Ontology annotation, biological process: RNA modification. The transcript has 2 exons. Lineage: Eukaryota; Viridiplantae; Streptophyta; Magnoliopsida; Malpighiales; Euphorbiaceae. Gene Ontology annotation, molecular function: RNA binding; protein binding.